AUGUCCGGGUUUGAGAUCGCUGGCAUUGUUCUGGGGUCCAUCCCUCUGCCUAUCUCAGCGAUAGAGCACUAUAGCGACAGCCUCGAUCGCGCAACUGCUUUCUUCAAAUGGAAGGAUGGGUUGAAUUCCGCUCUGCGGGAAUUCUGGUAUCAGCACUCGUCUUUCGAGCUGACUUUGAGGAACAUCCUCAAAGAUGUGGCUAACCCACCCGAAAUAGAGCAGAUGAUUAGAGAUCCUCAUCAUGAACUCUGGAAGUCACAAGAGCUGUCCCAGGCUUUGCAAGAGAUGCUCAAAUUUGCAUACCGUCCUUAUAUAUCUACUAUCAAGGAUAUGCAUGCGUGUAUGAAAAGGCUGGUCAGCCAUUUAUAUAUAGAUCGUGAUGCUGGAACUGCAGAUGAUCUCGAGGCGAUCAUGAAAGCGAACAAGAGACUGCCGUCCGCUGGUGGCCUUGUAAGGUUCGAUUUUAAACGUGCCGUCAGGUCAACUAUGAAGAGAAAGGAUGUCCGGAUACUCCUGGAAGACAUGAAAGCAUGCAACAACCGCCUGGAUGAGUUCAUCAACAAGUCGGAGGUUCCGAGUAACAACAGCAUGACUGGAAGUACUGUUGAAAAGUUGGGAUUGAGCUCCUCACUACAGCAAAUACAAAACUACGCAACCAUGUUGCAUCAAACUCUAGGCAAAGCCUGGUCCUGUUCAGCUCAUGCUUCACACGAAAUUCGCCUGCUCUUGGAAGACAGAGUGAUACGUCGCAGCGAACCGAGACCUCACAAGAAGGUGAAACCGUCAAGCAGACCACCGUGUUCCACCAUUACACAUAAAUCGCCAAUGAGCUCUGCGCUCUGGAAGUCAGCCAAGAUAGAGAUUAUUGAUUCAGAUCAAAGGUAG
This is a messenger RNA of Fusarium proliferatum ET1, 885 nucleotides long. RefSeq lists its product as uncharacterized. The coding region runs from base 1 to 885 and encodes 294 amino acids. Lineage: Eukaryota; Fungi; Ascomycota; Sordariomycetes; Hypocreales; Nectriaceae. The record is from RefSeq and is a predicted model, not a curated record. The transcript has 2 exons.